Messenger RNA from Cherax quadricarinatus, 789 nucleotides. Lineage: Eukaryota; Metazoa; Arthropoda; Malacostraca; Decapoda; Parastacidae. The record is from RefSeq and is a predicted model, not a curated record.
GAGGGAAGGUACAAUGGCUGCGGUGCAGAAGUCGCAGCUGACAACCUGCGGAGAUCCUUCAGAAUCUGUACAGGGGCUAGAUGAAUCCCUUUUAAAAAGAGAGUCAGCUGAAGAAGAUGGCAGUAGUGACAGACACAGCCUGGUUCUCAGGGACAGCGAGGUGUUUACAUCUGAUCAUUCUAAACCUACUGUCCUGCAUCAGUUAAUGGCUACGAUAGUGGUGGGGCUCGCACAAGUGGACGCUGGAGCAGCAAUUGGAUAUGCCGCAGUAACACUGCCACAGUUGACGGAUCAAUCCUCGGACGAUCUCCACUUCAACACCUUAGAGUCAGCUCUUUUCGGCAGCCUGAUGUUUGUGGGUGCCUUGCUGGGGUCAUUGACUGUCAGUGUACCGAUGGUGAGGUUGGGCCAGAGAGUGACACUCUUGUUAUCUCUUCCCAUAUCCCUCGCCAGCUGGAUUAUCUUGGCUACAGCACCCACAAACUGGGUCGUCCUGCUAGUUCGCUUCUUCCAAGGCAUCACGAUGAGCUCCAUAUUUAAUUCCUCCUCGACUUACGUGGCAGAGCUUUCACACAGUACAAUAAGAGGGCGACUAAUGUCGACUCUUGAUCUCUCGCGUCAGAUGGGCAUUCUUGUGGCAUAUGCUCUGGGCAGUUCAAACCUGACUUGGCGGAAAGUAGCAUUAACAUGUGGUUUUGUCAAACACUGUAAUUCCUUUUGUUUGUCUGCUUAUUUUACCUAACUCCCCUCGCUGGCUGGCCACACAAGGCUACACUGACAGAGCUCACA